AUGAUAAUUACUUACUUCAUGUACAUUUGUCUGAACAGGAUUGAGAAGAUAGUACGACUUCCUCUCCAUCUCAAUGGGUGUUGAACCUCCAUUUUUCCAGAAAUACAAGGCCAUCUUGCAGAGCUCCGCUGAAAAGGAGAAAUUUUCCACGAUUGAAGUGUUUGAGGAAUUUGAGCUGCCUUUGAUUGAUCUCAGUGGUUUGAAUCUUGGACCAUUCGAGAGGCAAAAGUGCAUAGAACAGAUGGAUAAGGCUGCUCGUGAAUGGGGUUUCUUUCAAAUUGUGAAUCAUGGGAUUCCAGGAGGGCUACUGGACAGAUUGAAGUAUGAGCAGAUGAAGGUGUUUCACCUGCCUUUUGACAAGAAGGCCGAGAAGAAGUUUUUGAAUUUAUCAGCCCAUAGCUACCGAUGGGGGAACCCUCUAGCUACCAGCUUGAGGAACCUUUCUUGGUCAGAAGCCUUGCAUAUAUCGCUCAAAGAUAUUUCGAGAAUGGAUGAAUGCAACAAGCUCAGGUCAACAAUACAAGAGUAUGCAAGAAAAGCUAAUUUACUGGCUCAAAAAUUAGCUGAACAUUUAGCACAAAUAUUGGGCAUCAAACCAAAUUAUUUCCAAGAGAACUGCUCACCAAGCUCGAGUUCUCUUCGAAUGAACAGAUAUCCUCCUUGUCCAUUCUCUUCCAGGAUGUUUGGGAUUAUCCCUCACACUGAUACUGAUUUCCUCACCAUUUUAUCCCAAGACCAGGUAGGGGGAUUGCAAUUCAAUACAGAUGGAAGAUGGUUUAGUGUUAAACCCAAUCCAAAAGCCUUAGUCAUCAACAUUGGUGACUUAUUUCAGGCAUUGAGCAAUGGCAUUUACAAGAGUAUCACUCACCGGGUGGCUGCAAAUGAAGAGGUUGAAAGGUACUCUAUUGCAUACUUCUACUGCCCCACCGACGAAGUUGUAAUACAAAGCUGCAGCGAGCCAGCUUUGUACAGAAACUUUAGUUUCAAAGAGUAUAAGGAGCAAAUCGAAAGGGAUGUAAAAGCUACUGGGGACAAAGUAGGGCUUUCUCGGUUUCUUUGGUGAAAGGGAAAAAUUUGCCGUGACAGCUUAGCCACAGUCUUAUUAUGAAAAUAAUUGUACUUCCAAGUUUGGCUGCUGCUGUUUUAACAUCUUAUGCAACAAGAAUCAAAGCAUAGAUGAAUUGUUUGAGUGCUUUUAACUUACCCCAUUCCAUCCCACUUUUACAGGG
This is a messenger RNA of Theobroma cacao (cacao), 1229 nucleotides long. The record is from RefSeq and is a predicted model, not a curated record. Lineage: Eukaryota; Viridiplantae; Streptophyta; Magnoliopsida; Malvales; Malvaceae.